This is a messenger RNA of Labrus mixtus (cuckoo wrasse), 7068 nucleotides long. Its product is annotated as titin-like. Gene Ontology annotation, molecular function: protein binding. Bases 673 to 6570 code for a protein of 1965 amino acids. The transcript is spliced from 5 exons. The record is from RefSeq and is a predicted model, not a curated record. NCBI's taxonomy places the organism in Eukaryota, Metazoa, Chordata, Actinopteri, Labriformes, Labridae.
UUGGCACAUGAAAACAAAGAACAUAAUAAUAAUACAUUUAAAACAAUCUGUAUAUCAACCCUGUUCUUUUCAUAAACACAGGUGAAGACACAGCGGACCAGGUCAAACUACACAUGAUACACAGGGCCAAAAACUACAAACAGGAAACACUCAAAACUAAACACAGGAAUAUCAACAGGAAAAUACACACAAAACAGAGAAACAUGAGGAUAUAAAUGACAAAAAGGAAGGAAACCCCAACUAAGCACCAAAAUAAAGAAUAAACUAACUAAACAAGAGUAGACCAUGACACAUAUAACCCACUUAAACCUUAGACCAAGCUGUAAAACCAGCUUAUAUGUGACUACCAAAGGUAUAAUAACAUACAGUAAAGCCUUAUUGUAAACCCCCUUGUACUGGAAUGGUCUGUCUGCAAUAUUUAACUGUUGAGUAGCUCUCCAGUUUUCCCCAGCUGACACAUGUAGGCUCAACUAACUUGAAAGAAUGAGCAGCUGACCAAUCAGGCAUCAUGGUUAUUUUAGUCCCUGCAUGCUUUUAGAGAUAAAGCAGGCAGUGAUUGGCAGACCUGUGUAUGUCUGCCUCAGGAUUCAGGGACUCACCCAAGUCAAUGCAUCUUAGCAGAUCAACUGAACAAGCUGAAUUCUGAUAUCAUAAGGACAAGUACAAUAUAGGAUGGAAGCAAGCAACCACAAGAUGGGAGAGAAAGCAGACGAAAAAAGUCACACUCUAAAUAUAAAUGUGACACCAGAUACUGAUGAAAACCCAACAGCAAAUGAGACUCAGUCAUCUUCAACAGUUGUUAUCCAAGGCCGGCCUGAUCCUGACCCUGUGGUCCAACCUGGUGCUGACACAGAUGUGAGAAAUGCUAUUAAGCCCCAACUCCAGAUAACUUUAAGGACAUUUACUGUCAAGAAUGGUGGAGAUCUGAAAGUAGAGAUCCCAGUGGUCGGGCACCCAGCACCAAAGAUUGAAUGGAAAAGAGAUGGCCAGGCAGUCAAAGAGACAUCCAGGCUAGAGGUUUCAAACACGUCAUCAUUAACACUUCUUCAUAUCAGACAUGCUGCUAGGGAGCACACUGGCCAAUACUCUAUUAUUGCAAGCAACAGUGUUGGAAAAUAUACAGGAGAAAUCACAGUGGUUGUCCUUGAAAAGCCCGACCCUCCAAAAGGCCCUGUGAAGAUUGAUGAGAUCCAAUCUGACUACGUUACCAUCUCUUGGGAGCCACCAGAAUACACAGGAGGCUGUCAGCUGGACAACUACAUCGUGGAGAAAAGGGAAAUCUCAAGUACUGAAUGGCAGACUGUGUCAGUGACAACAGUUAGAACCACAAUUAAAGUCACCAAACUGAAGACAGGAAAUGAGUACCAGUUUAGAGUGUUUGCAGAAAACAGGUAUGGGAAGAGUACUGCAAUCACCUCUCCUUUCGUGAUUGCACAAUAUCCUUUUAGUGUGCCCACUGCUCCUGGCAUCCCCUUUGCAUCCACUGUGGCAAAGUAUAACAUGGUGGUUGAAUGGGAACCUCCAGCCAAAGAUGGAGGAAGCCCAAUCAUUGGCUACCACCUUGAACGCAAAGAGAAGAACAGCAUUUUAUGGACAAAACUGAACAAGCUUGUCAUACCUGAUGCUCGCUUCAAAACAAGUGGACUUGAGGAAGGCAUUGAGUAUGAAUUCAGAGUCUUUGCUGAGAAUACUGCUGGACUCAGUCAAGCAAGCAAAAUAUCUGAAUGCUAUGUGGCAAGAGACCCCUGUGAUCCACCUGGUAAACCUGAAGCUAUUGUUAUUAACAGAGAGAACAUCACACUUCAGUGGGCAAAACCAAGACCUGGUCCUCCAGAUGGAUCUCUGAACGUGAAAGUUGUCAGUGCAGAGAAGUGUAAUCUUCACUGGAACCCCCCUCUAAAUGAUGGUGGUGCUAGUGUUUCCCACUUCAUCAUUGAAAAAAGGGAGACCAGCCGUGUGACAUGGACAGGUGUGGAUUCUCACAUUGAAGCUGUCAGUUACAAAGUGACAAAACUGGUACCUGGGAAAGAAUACAUAUUCAGAGUUGCUGCCAUGAACAAAUUUGGGGUUGGGGAAUUUCUGGAAUCCGACCCCUUCAUUGCACAAAACCCAUUUACAACACCUAGUGCACCCUCUACCCCUAUAGCGAGUGCCGUGACUGGCGACUCUGUAUUGCUAACAUGGGAAAGGCCUGAGACUGAUGGAGGCUCAGAAAUUGAUGGCUACAUCCUGGAGAAACGUGACAAAGAAGGUGUUAGGUGGACUAAAUGCAACAAGAGAAGACUUAAUGACUUGCGUUUCCGAUGCACAGGGCUCACUGAGGGACAUUACUAUCAGUUUAGAGUAUUGGCUGAGAAUGCUGGCGGUGUUGGGGAACCCAGUGAACCAAGUGAGUAUAUCAAAGUAUGUGAAGCUUCCUAUCCGCCUGGUCCCCCGACCAACCCAAAGGUGAUAGACUAUUCCAGCAGAACUGUGUCUCUGACAUGGUCAAGGCCCAUCUAUGAUGGUGGAGCAGCCAUCAGUGGGUUUGCUAUUGAGAUGAAGGAAGCAAUAGAAGAUGAGUGGAUCACAUGUACACCAAACACAGGGGUAGAGAACACAAACUACACUGUGAUGAGACUGACAGAAAAUGCUUCUUACAAUUUUCGUAUACGUGCGAUAAACGCAGCUGGGGUUGGAGAGCCUGUGGAUCUGCCUGGGACUGUGGUAGCUGCUGAAAAACUGGAGGCCCCAGAUAUUGAGCUGGACAGUGCCUUGAGGAAGAUUGUCAGUGUUAGGGCCUGUUCCACUUUACGUCUCUUUGUCACUAUCAGGGGUAGACCAGAGCCUGAGGUUAAAUGGUCAAAGGAAGGUGGUGCCUUCAGUGAGCGUGCUCAGAUUGAGGUGACAAGCUCCUACACAGUGUUAUUGAUUGAGAAUGUCAAUAGAAAUGACUCUGGAAAAUACGUGUUGACUGUUGAGAAUUACAGUGGUUCAAAAUCAGCUUUCAUCAAUGUCAGAGUAUUGGACUCCCCCAGCGCACCAACUAACUUAAAGGUGAUGGAUGUAAAGAGAGACUCCGUCUCAAUCUCCUGGGAGGCACCUCUCAUUGAUGGAGGAGCAAAGAUUUCGCACUAUAUAGUAGAAAAAAGAGAGGAGGCUAGAAAGGCAUUCACAAGUGUCUGCAGCAACUGUAUGAGAAACUCAUACAAAAUUGACAAUCUCCAGGAAGGAUGCUUUUAUUACUUCCGUGUCCUUGCUGUAAAUGAGUUUGGCACUGGCUUGCCAGCAGAGAUCACAGAUGCCGUUAAAGUGUCUGAGGCUCCACUUCCUCCUGGCAGGAUCACACUGAGUGAUAUCACUUGCAAUAGUGCAAGCAUCUCUUGGGAGAAACCUGACCAUGAUGGAGGAAGCAAAAUAAUAUAUUAUGUUGUAGAAAUGCAGGCCAAGGGAGAUAACACAUGGACCACAUGUUCAGAGGGUAAAGCACAUGAAGUGACUGUUAAUGGACUGGCAAAAGGAAAGGAAUAUUUAUUUCGUGUGAGUGCUGUGAAUGAAAAAGGGAAAAGUGAACCAAAGUCUCUUUUGGUACCAAUCACAGUUAAUGAUACAAGUGCUCAGCCCAUUAUCAAUUUGCUGUCCAACAUAUUCAGUGUGAAGGCCGGAAAUGAUUUAAAGGUUGAUGUUCCAUUUAAGGGUGUACCACCACCAACUGUAGAAUGGAAGAAAGAUGGCAACUUGCUGAAAGAGACAAGCAGGGUAAAUGUGUACACAUCUGACACAUCAUCCCAGUUGACCAUCAAAGAUGCAACCAGAAUAGAUGCUGGCAUGUAUGAGGUGACCGUAGCAAACUCAGUUGGAACCACAUCCAUUGAAAUCCAUAUAAAUGUUUUUGAAAGACCCGGACCACCAAGUGAGCUCAAUGUGGAUGAAGUGAGCGCUGACUUUAUAUCUUUGUCAUGGCAGCCCCCACAUUAUACUGGAGGUUGUGAAAUUAGUAAUUAUGUUGUUGAGAAGAGAGACACAGGCAGCACAAUAUGGCAGACUGUGUCAGCUACAGUUGCCAGAACAUCAAUCAAAAUUCCUCGCCUAACACAGGGCACUGAAUAUCAGUUUCGUAUUGCUUCAGAGAAUCGCUACGGCAAAAGUCAAUUUGCUGAGUCACAACAUAUUGUUGCUCAGUAUCCUUUCAAGCCACCUGGUCCCCCAAUAAAUCUCCGUGUUGUAAAUUCCUCCAAGUCCAUCAUGGUAGUGGCAUGGUGCAAACCAGAUAGUGAUGGUGGCAGCCCUAUUACUGGUUAUCACAUUGAAUGCAAAGAUCAAAGCAGUAUUUUGUGGAAAAAGUUAAACCGAAAUCUGUUGACUGAGAACCAGUUUAAGGUAACAAGUGUUGAAGAAGGUUUGAUAUAUGAGUUUAGGGUCUAUGCUGAGAAUAUGGCUGGUGUUGGACCAUGCAGUACAGCAUCUCAGCCUGUAGCAGCUAGAGACCAGUGUGAUCCCCCGAGCAGCCUUACAGUCACCAAUGUAACUAAUAGCUCAGUUUCUCUCUCAUGGGACAAGCCAGAAUAUGACGGUGGGGCUAAAAUAACUGGAUAUGUUGUUGAGCGUAAACAGCUUCCAGAUAGUUGUUGGCUGAAAUGCAACUUUACAAAUCUACUGGACACCUUCUUUGAAGUGACUGGCCUGGAAGAGGGUGAACAGUAUGAUUUUCGCGUGAUUGCCAAAAAUUCAGCUGAGCUGUUUAGUGCACCUUCUGAAACCACAGGAGCUGUUACAGUACAACAUGAUGUAGAGCCACCUAAAAUUACAAUGGAAGACAAAUUUAGGCAAGCAGUUGUUGUAAAGGCAGGAGAACUCCUAAGAAUAGAUGCUGACAUCUCUGGCCGCCCUAACCCUACCGUGUUUUGGUUGAAGAAUGGUAGAAAUAUUUGCACCAAGGGAAGGGUUGAAAUUAUUGCAACAAAAACACAUACCUCUCUACUUAUCAGAGAGAGUGUUAGGAAAGACUCUGGACAGUACACUCUGACCUUACAGAGUACUGGAGGAACAACCAAUAGAGCUGUUACCUGCAAGGUCCUGGACAGGCCAGGACCACCUGCUGGACCUCUGGAAGUCUCUGGACUCACAGCAGAAAAAUGUACCCUGUCAUGGGGACCACCUAAUGAGACUGGUGGUGCUGAGGUCAUGUACUACAUCGUUGAGAAAUGUGAAACCAGCCGUGUAGCUUGGAUAAUUGUGUAUAGUGACAUGAUGGCAACUACUUGCAAAAUAACCAAGUUGCUCAAAGGAAAUGAAUACCUUUUUAGGGUAAGAGCAGUCAACAAGUAUGGGGAGGGCGAAACAUUAGAAAGUGAGCCAGUUAAGGCCACUGAUCCAUUUACAAUCCCAUCUGCUCCAACGGAUGUUGAGGUCACAAGUGCAACCAGUGAUUCUAUGACUAUCUGCUGGAAGAGACCUGCCACUGAUGGUGGUAGCCGCAUCAGUGGUUACAUUAUAGAGAAGAGGGAGAAGCAGGGUGUUCGCUGGGGUCGUGUCAAUAAGAAAGCAGUCUAUGACUUACGCGUCAAAGCCUCCUGCCUGCAUGAGGGAUGUGAGUAUGAAUUCAGAGUUAUUGCUGAGAAUGCUGCAGGGCUAAGUGAACCAAGUUCUCCAUGCCCUCUAACUCUGGCAGAGGAUCCAACGUUUCUACCUUCCCCUCCUGCAAAACCCAUUAUAGUUGAUUCAUCCAGGUGUUCCAUUACUCUGUCAUGGAACAAGCCGCUGUUUGAUGGUGGAGCUGCAGUCACUGGAUACAAAGUUGAAUACAGAAAAUCCACAGAAGACGACUGGGCAGUUGGUGCUCAUAACACAGAUAAAACAGAGUUUGCAGUCACUGGACUCACACCAGGGGCAGUGUACAUUUUCAUUGUCAGAUCAGUAAACAAGAUUGGUAUCAGUGAGCCCAGUCCUGAAACAGAACCUGAAGUGGCAAUGGAGAGAGAGGAGGAGCCAAGGUUCGAAAUAAGCCCUGAGAUGAGGAAGACCCUGAUUGUUAAAGAUGGUAGCUCCUUCACUUUGACUGUGCCUUUCUCAGGCAAACCUGUUCCCAGUGUGACAUGGGACAAGACAAAUGUAGACCUUAGAGUGAGAGGAUUGGUCAACACGUGCAACUCUGUGACCUCAAUCACAGUGGAAGGGGCAACACGCGAUGACUCUGGCAAGUACAUAGUCAAACUGCAAAAUGUUGCUGGCUCUGCCUCUUUGACGCUGAAUGUCAGGGUUUUAGAUUCACCUGGUCCGCCAACAAAUGUAGCAGUUAAGGAUGUGACAAAGAACUCUGCUACUGUUUGUUGGGAUAUCCCAGAGAAUGAGGGAGGAGCCUCUGUCAAGCACUACCUUGUAGAUAUUCGGGACAUCAGCAGAAAAGGGUGGACGAGACUAACGGACAAAUGCCGCCGACUGUCCUACAAGGUAUCUGACCUGGAGGAGGGAGGAAUCUACUUCUUCAGAAUCACUGCUGAAAAUGAGUAUGGGAUUGGUAUUCCAGCUGAAACCAAGGAAGGAACAAAAAUGACAGAUACAACAGACUGGGAGACAAACCAAGGGGCUUAACUCUCAAGAGCUUGAAGUAAUCAUCUGCUGAACCUCCUGUCAAAAUUCCUUGUCUAUUUCUUCUCUUCAUUCAGCUUUGUUCAGAAAAAUUAGUUAGUAUGCUUUUGUUACAGAAGAUGUAGGCCUACCGGUAGUUUUUUUUAAAUAGGCCUAUUAUCUUGUAUUUGUUUUACGAUGUUUUAAAGUAAUCAUUAUUAAAUAUUAAAACAUUUUGAUGCUGUGUUUGUUUUGUUUUUGGCUAAUAAACGAUGAUGUUAAGAUCUACAUCAAAUGACUGGAACUUUACUUUGGAUUGGUUUUCAAAAGUUAUAUAGCCUAGGUUACAAUAGUAAAAGAGAAAGCAAAAAACAACCAAAACACAGAAAAAAAGACAACUGUGUAAAGAUGAAUUGUUUUCCAUUGUAAAAUUUGAUGAAGAAGACUGACACUCCAUUUGUAUGAUAGUUCAUGGCUGCAUCACAUCACUAAAGAUAAUUGUUGUACACAAACUGGACAUAG